UUGCAUUGCUUCUGCAGCAGAGUCAUUAUUUACGGUGGUACUAAGAAUGGCGAGAUACCCCGUCGCCGUCGAUACGCUCCCGAGUCGUCGAGUGCAUUGCCGAUCAUAGGCCACCUCCAUAUGCUGACCAUGGGCAGCAAACCGGCAGUUGCACCUGCGUUGGCGGCUAUGGCAGACAAAUACGGGCCCGUCUUGACGGUAUGGCUGGGGAUGCAGCGGAUACUUGUGGUGAGCUAUCCAAAGGUGGUGAAGGAAUGA
Linum tenue is the source of this 258-nucleotide messenger RNA. NCBI's taxonomy places the organism in Eukaryota, Viridiplantae, Streptophyta, Magnoliopsida, Malpighiales, Linaceae. The record is from the annotation of a GenBank genome assembly.